AUGGGUACCCAUGCUGUUCUCCAUGAAGGCAGAAGGGUGCCCAUGUUGGUCUCCAUGAAGGCAGAAGUGUGCCCACGUUGGUCUCCAUAUAGGGCAGAAGGGCAGGAAGGUGCCCACGUUGGUCUCCAUGAAGGCAGAAUGGUGCACAUGCUGGUCUACAUGAAGCCAGAAGGGUGCCCAUGCUGGUUCCAUGAAGGCAGAUGGGUGCCCAUGAUGGUAUCCAUGAAAGCAGAAGGGUGCCCAUGCUGGUCUCCAUCAAGGCAGAUGGGUGCCCAUGCUGGUCUCCAUGAAGGCAGAAUGGUGCCAAUGCUGGUCUCCAUGAAGACAGGAAGGUGCCCACGCGUCAACGCGGGUCGGCCACGCACAGACGUCACAAAACGAAACUACACGACACCAGCCGUUGACGUCAACAACGAAGAUGACAGUAGCGACAUUUUUCCGGUUUACUGCGCUGCGCUCGUGCUCGUGAUCGUCGGCCUCGUUGGUUACGUCAUUUACAAGAAAUAUCAGCGCAUGCGUAGUAAGCGACGUCAGAAGGCGCCGUGUUCGCACGAGGAUGUGGAGUAUUCGAAAGCUUCCGGGGGAGAUAGCGGCGUGUUUGUGGACAAUGAUUCGCCGAAAUAUUAUACAUACUGUUUAGCCAGUGGGGUACGGGACCUACCCGUCGGGAAGCGGAAAGAGCUUGAGAAAACCCUGGCCACGCCCCACUCCGACAGUUGGAAACUGCUUGCCAAGGAAAUAGGUUACAGCAGCAAGCGACUGACCCAGCUUGAGUCCAGGGGCGGGGCUGAGGGGAACAGCAGUUUCAAGUACAUGCUUCACGACUGGGAACGCCGGGACGCAGCUACUGUGACCCGGCUUAUACAGGCCUUACGUAAUAUCGGCCGGCAGGAUGCGGCGAGGAUUAUUUACGUUGAUAGUACAGAGGGGCGGACUCAGAUGCUUUCAAAACAUAACAGUGCUUCUCAAAAUAUGGUCUAAUGCUAAAGUUGUUUGUGAUAAUAUUCUGAAAGGGAGCGUUCAACAUGACAAAAAAUUUGCUCCUUGACGUAAGGGCGCGAUGAUGUGACACUUUGCUGCCAGUAGAGAGACUCUCGAAGCACAGAGGAACGGACUGGCAUAUAGCCACCGACAGCCAAUUGAUUGGACAAAACUGGUGUUUGCUUUGGUUUGGUCAAAGAUGGCACACAUGUUUAUGACUGGUCAACAUUUAUCCAAUAAUUCCUAUUUUCAAAUCAUUGACGUUAGCAAACUAACCUAACGAUAACCCGUGGAUAACCUAUCAAUGUUUUAUACAAUUGACUGCUGAUACUCGAUAUGAUCUAGUGCUUAUGUUGUUGUCUGUGCCUUCAUUUGGCAACCCCAACACCGCCGCAAUGAUGUACUGCAGGACUGCACCACCGCAGUGAAAUAUGUUCAAAACAGUGAUACUAUAACAUUAAAGUGCUAUGUUUGUUAUUUUGUGAUUUAAAUAUGAUAUGUACUACAAUGACAAACUUGGCGUUCAAUCCGCCACGUAGUUCGUUAAACUUUUUUCAAAUUGAUUGGGAGGACGAGCAAAAAUAUAUAUUAUAUACUAGUUAAAAUAUAUUACCCUUGGUGUAUAACCUCAGAGUUUUUAACCCAAUCGGACCUUA
Messenger RNA from Mya arenaria, 1637 nucleotides. Its product is annotated as tumor necrosis factor receptor superfamily member 16-like. Bases 1 to 981 code for a protein of 326 amino acids. Gene Ontology annotation, molecular function: nerve growth factor binding; coreceptor activity; death receptor activity. Gene Ontology annotation, cellular component: plasma membrane; cell surface. Lineage: Eukaryota; Metazoa; Mollusca; Bivalvia; Myida; Myidae. Gene Ontology annotation, biological process: Rho protein signal transduction. The transcript has 5 exons. The record is from RefSeq and is a predicted model, not a curated record.